UGUGCCGGAAAAGAUGCCGGCUCCGCCCAAGCCGGCAAUGGCUCGACCCAGGAUGAAGACAAUCGAGUUUGUAGCGGAUCCGCAGAUAGCCGAGCCGAUCUCAAAAACCAGAAUGCUUGUGAAGAAAGUCCUAAAGUCCUCACUGAGGUCAGUAACGUGUCCACUCGCACACGAGUUUCACAAUGACGUACCACUUCUUGUCGUAGAACUUAUAAAUGCGGCCGAAAACCAAUUGGGCACAGGCCGUCGUCAGCAUGUAUGAGGAGCCAUACCAACCAAUAUCGCCCAGAGAAUUAAACUCGUCCGUAAUUCUCGGGACAGCCGUGGCGAUGAUGGUGCGAUCCAGGGCCACCAAGAAGAGGGCGAGAAAGUUACACAGGAUCGUGACCCAGAAUUUGACACUUUUAGGCUUGUAGAGGUCCUCAUCCCCCCCGACAGCCGCUCCCGGAGGACCUGAAGCCGGGGCAAUCUUCUCGACGUCGCUCAUCUGAGGAGUCGAGGUGUCGGUCUGGGUGACCUGUCCCGACUGCCCGCUCCCGCUGCCGAGCGAAGUCAGAGAUCGCUUUUCGGUAGCCAUGGUGGGCAGAUAUCCGAGACGAUCGGAGACGGCAGAAGUUGCGUAAGGCCGCUGAGAUAAAGGGCGAAGAAAGCGUGUGAGAGGUGAGGCGUGACCAGCCGAACCGUUUGAACAAACUUGGACCCACGAGGAAAUGAGGUUUGAGGGAGCGUAUGUAAAUAGGGGCGCGGCAAGGGAGCGAUAUUCGAAGGGAGUGACCUUGUGCAAACUUUAAAAUAAAAUACCUGACCUGGGUAGGUAGGUAUUGCUGCUGCAAGACUCAGACUCAGAUUCUGGCGGGUGGGCGAGACAGGAAUGCGUCUCGGGCCUAUUGCUGCGCGCGGCCAGAGACAAGAUGUCGUCAGGUAGGAAGAGAGCGAGCGAGCAGCCUUGAUUGGGGUAUAUGCCCCCGGGACGGAAGAUGAGCGAGGUGACGGCCACGAGCAACAUCGACAAGCCACAGCCUGGAACUGGAACUACAGCGCAACCGAUACCGCAGGACUCUUGUGUUAUAUAGAAGCUGCGACAUGGCCGGUGCCUGCCUCUUGCGAGAAGAUCAGAGCAGCCAUUGUCCGCCCGAAGCCAGAACUCCGCCAGUUAGGUUGGGUAAACAAGAACUUAGGUUGGAACUAAGUAUAAGCAAUCUAUCCGGGCCGUGUCAAAUCGAUUCACAGCUGACAUGCGCCGGCCGCGUAUAAAUCCCGAAUCUCCAAGAGCCCCCCUCUCUCUGCCGCUGCUCCUUCCCACGAUUGGGACGAUGUGUGCUGCCUUGUGCAACUCGAACGCGCCAGUGGCAUCCCAAUCAGGGUGAGGGGGAUGACAUGUGUGUGUGAAGACACCCACAUCCACUCCUUGACUCCUUCCUAAGCGGAGGUGGCCAUGGAGGCAUUGGCGGUAUGGUUAGCAGGAAGGAGCUCUUCUUCAUCUGGCAGCAGCAGCAGCAGCAGCCUGCCUGCCUGCCUGCCUGCCUCGUCCCUUCCGGGUUCCUUUCUUACCUUAACCAGAUCCAGAUCCAGGACAGCAGGGGCAACUGCUCGGCAGCAGCUUACCCUGCGUCAGUUCUUCAUCGAAUUGUAUCUCCCCGUUUCUUCUUCAGGUUCCAUCUUCACCUCCGUCGUCGCCGCCGCCCCCUUUUCUGAAUUUGCUCCCCCCCCCAGUGCCCUCUGUUCGUUCCACCGUGGUGGUAUUGCUUGUUAUUUGCUGCUGCUACAUACAUACCCACAUUACAUACAUUGGAUAUUCCAUUACCAUUGUUCUCCUGUACACGGGGGUCUGAGACCCGCAGGGCAUCAUCCAUCAAAUCCCCUUCAUCGCAGCUUCCUCGAGCUGGGUGCCUUCCCAAGAGGACGGACGGCGCAGCCACUCUGGAAUGGUCCGACCUGCCUAUUGACAGCUGCCAAUCUCGCAUUUUGCUGUCGCCCGGUGUUGCCUUGUUGCGUAUCGUCCAUUUCGCCAGUCGUCAACCACCAGUCAUCGGCCAUCGGUAGUCGGUCGUCGCACCUCACUUUGCCCGCGCAUCGGCAGUCAAGACACCCCCCCUGGCAGGAUAGGCAGCAGAGGGAGGUAUUGUUCGGCCCAUCCUCACCGACUGCGCCGACUCGUGCAGCGAUCGCCCGUCUUUGACAUAUACCAUCACACAUACCUGACCUCUCUGCCUUGCCUUGCCGACAGAGACCAAACAUCCAGCCGGUCGGAUACCUUGCGGCUCUGCCCAUCGCUCCGACGGUAUUGGCCAGAUCUUGCUGGCUGAACCUGGCCGAGCAUUGGGGGGAGGGACCAGAGCGAAGCGCGGCAGACCUGCAUCGCUUCCUACAUUCCAGUUCGUCGCUUCGGGCCCGAGCGGUUCACCCGCGCUUCCGGUAUCGUUCGAGAAACGACCGUCUACCAGGUCGGCCCAUAUUACCCACACCAUGGCCACAGAACAGCAUCUGGAGCAGCCGCCGUCGCCCUCGCGGCUCCCCAUCACUGGUUCCGAGCCGUCGGUGAUGAAGUUGACGCGCGGUCACUCAUGCGUGCUGUGUCAACAACGCAAGGUUCGAUGUGACAAGCAAAAGCCUUGCGCCAACUGCCUCAAGGCCCAGGUCGAGUGUCGCGUCGUGCCCCCACAGCCACCAAGACGCAGGAAGAAGAAGCCGCAUGAGAGGGACCUCAUCGAGAGACUUCGGAAAUACGAGCACUUGAUGUCCCAGCACGGCCUCUCCUUUGAACCCAUCGCCCAGGAACUCAGGCCCUCGGACAAUGGAGACGACGUUGCCGAUCUGGAGCAGGAUCUGAGCGGGCUCAAGACCUCGCCCUCAAGCACCGCCGACCAUGUCUCGCCAGAUCAGGCCAAUGACAAAUCGAAAUGGUAUCCCAAUAACAGCUACUACAAAGACCAAUAUCGCAACGCCGACGAUGACUCCUCGGACGAGGACUACGAGGGCCCAACGCUUCACCAUGCCUACGAUGCCAUGUUCGACAACAACGAUGGCUUCCCCUUCGUCGUGGGCGGCGCAACGCAAAGCGUGACUAGCCACCACCCACCAGCCAUCCAAAUGUUUCAGCUCUGGCAAAUCUACAUCAGCAAUGUCAACCCUCUGCUCAAGAUCAACCACACACCGACACUCCAAGCCCAGAUCAUCAGUGCCAGCACGGCCAUCAACAAGAUAUCGAGGCCCCUGGAGGCCUUGAUGUUCGCCAUCUACUUUGCCGCCAUCACAUCCAUGAAUGACGACGAGGUUCAAAGUACCUUUGGCGAAGACAAGGCAGUCUUGUUGGGAAAGUACCACCAUGCCACCCAGCAGGCACUUGUCAAUGCUGGCUUCAUGCGCUCGACCGACCUGGCCGUGCUCCAAGCCUUGUUCCUUUACCUGCUCUGUGUUAGACAAUAUGUAGACCCACGAUCCCUGUUUUGCCUGAUCGGUAUGGCGGUCAGAAUAGCAACGAGGCUGGGAAUUCACCGCGACGGAGCUCAGUUUGGCUUGACACCGUUUGAAACGGAACAGCGGAGACGCCUGUGGUGGCAGCUCGUCAUAUUCGACAAGCGAGUGGCGGAAAUUACUGGUUCAUCCAUCACCGCAUUGUCGACAUGUGCAAGCGACUGCAAUUUUCCCUCCAACGUCAACGAUACAGACCUGAGCGUCCACGCCAAGGACCAUCUGCCCCCGCACCAUGGGCCGACGGAGAUGGUAUUUUGCCUCACCCGCAUCGAGCUUACUGUAGCAUCCAGCCAGACCGGCAACAUGCGUCCUGGGCCCUCCACUCCCGGAGGCAGACCCGGGGUCAACAACAAGGCGCAGAAGGUGCAAUAUAGCCCUUCUCCAUCCUCCCCGGACCUUGUCACCCAUGUGGCCAACCAGACGCUGCCUCACGACCUGGCCAGUUUUCACCUGUAUAUUGAGAACAGGUAUCUGAAGCAUUGCGACCAACGCAUCCCUCUUCACUCGUUCACAUUGCUCAUGACGCGCCAGGCGCUUUCCAAGCUCCGCGUCAUCGACUUUUUGACUCGUAGUUCGGGGAUCGAGAGUGUCAACCCAGCCGAGCGAGAGGAGCUUUUCAUAGAAGCCAUCAGGACGGUUGAGUUAGACAACAUGAUCCAGAGGGCUCCAGAAUUGCAAGGGUUCCGGUGGUAUACAUACCAGCAUUUCCCAUUUCCCGCCUACAUCUUUCUCAUAUCGGAGCUUAGAGUGCGAACGACGGGUAGCUUGUGCGAGCGGGCGUGGGACGCUAUGAUCGAAAAUCACGACCGCCGGGGGUUACUUAGGAGGAAUCUCCGGUCACCGUUACACAUUGCGUUUGGACACUUCUUUGUGAAGGCGUGGGAUGCGAGAGAGCAGGCCGAAUUGCAGCUGGGGAGAGUGUUGCCAACGCCCCAGAUUGUGACGCUGCUGAGGAACACGGUCUCCAAGAUGAAGAGGCCGACGGGGCCGCCGUUGGAUGGAGGUGACCAUCAGGCUAGUGUUCCCGGGCCGCCUGUCGCUCUGCCGCCGCCAAUCGUCGGUGGGAAUGACCCGCCACCGGGACUGUAUCCAGGAAAGGGGAUGCCGUUGACCCCCGAAACAACGGGGCCGGUGCCCGGAGCGGGGCCGCAGGUAGGACCGCCGGGAGGACCAGGACCAGGGAUGAUGGCAAUGGGUGAUGCGCCCGUCAUGUUUAAUGGAUAUGAAGGCCUGAACCCCUUGUUCAACAGUGCCAGUGGACCUGGACCGGGAGGUGGACAAGUUGGCGGACCUGGGGGAGGAGGAGGGCCAGGUGGGAUGGAAGAAAUGGACUUUGGGCAGAUGGACUGGAACUACCUGGUGCAGUACAGUUCUUUUGGGGCGUUCAACCCUGCUUAUUACCACCAGGGCGGCGCGGGUCCUGCGGGGAGUCACCCAUGAAAAACAGGGAACAGGAGGGCGGCUACCUGCGUCUACGGGCAGCGCCAGAAUCCCGGGUGGCGUUUAGGUUUGGGGACUUGAGUGCCGCGCAGUGGUGGAUGCGAGACCUGCAGAUGCGGGCGAACUACCUAGGUGGACGGGCGUCGGGAGGAUGACGACUUGGGAGUCAUGCGAGGAUGUAUGACUCGGUCAAGUUCGGUUCGGGUUCGGGUGACUGAGGUGACUGUUGGUGUUUUUUUCCUGAUCGGGAUGGAAGAGGUAAGAUGGGAGGAGAGAAAGGAAGCACACCACUCACUUUUUUUAUUUGAUGUUGGUUUUUUUGUCCAUGAUAUUCAUAUGGCGGGAUGGAGAGAUGUUGAUGAUGUUUUGGAACUGUUUGGUGGUUUCAAGGUUUGAAAGAGAUAAAGCGCGUGUGUGUGGUGGUGGUUCUCUUUUAUUCUUCUUGAUGAUAUAUUGUUUUUUUUUGUUCCUGUUGGGUGCGAAGGUUGUCUAUACCAUGAAGCAAGAAGUUUCUCAUAUUAAGGUUAGGUUUCUUUUUUUCUUGUUAUAUAUGAAUAUAAAAUGGAAUAAAGGUUACAUACCGCUCUUUACACACACA
Podospora pseudocomata is the source of this 5512-nucleotide messenger RNA. RefSeq lists its product as uncharacterized. Bases 2467 to 4914 code for a protein of 815 amino acids. The record is from RefSeq and is a predicted model, not a curated record. Gene Ontology annotation, molecular function: DNA binding; DNA-binding transcription factor activity, RNA polymerase II-specific; zinc ion binding. Gene Ontology annotation, biological process: DNA-templated transcription; regulation of DNA-templated transcription. Lineage: Eukaryota; Fungi; Ascomycota; Sordariomycetes; Sordariales; Podosporaceae. The transcript has 5 exons.